AUGGAUUUGGACCAUGAUCUUGGCUUGCCUUUCUGCCUAGCAUGCCAGUGUUUCUGUCUGUGGGAUGUGCCUACAGUCAUCAGUGUGACUUCAUCAAAAGGGACCCUGGUGCCCAGAGAUCUGACGUCAGGAGGAAGACCACAUUACUACGUGUCUUACCAGUGGAAUGCGUUUGCCCAAAUGAAGCUUCCGAAAUACGCUUUGCCCAAGGAUAUGCAUGUCAUUAGCACAGAUGAGAACCAAGUGUUUGCAGCAGUCCAAGAAUGGAACCAGAAUGAUACCUACAACCUCUACAUCUCAGACACCCGAGGUGUCUACUUCACAUUGGCCUUGGAGAAUGUCCAGAGCAGCAGAGGUCCUGAGGGUAACAUCAUGAUUGACCUCUAUGAGGUAGCAGGGAUAAAGGGAAUGUUCUUGGCUAACAAGAAGAUUGACAACCAAGUGAAGACCUUCAUCACAUACAACAAAGGCAGAGACUGGCGUUUGCUGCAGGCACCAGACACAGAUCUCAGAGGGGACCCUGUGCAUUGCUUGCUGGGUCUCAUGCAUGCUAAAGUGCACCCUUCUUCUAAUGGACAUUUACGGCCCUAUAAGCAGAGUCCUGACCAGGACCUCAACUGGUAG
Molecule: messenger RNA, 624 nt
Organism: Ictidomys tridecemlineatus (thirteen-lined ground squirrel)
Lineage: Eukaryota; Metazoa; Chordata; Mammalia; Rodentia; Sciuridae
Source: RefSeq, a predicted model, not a curated record